AUGUCCCCAGACCGCCUCCCGUUCACCUCCCUCUUCAUCGACGGCACCUGGCGCCCCUCGAGCACCGGCGCCACCUUCCCCGUCCACGCGCCCUCGAGCACCACCCCCGUCGGCACCGCCGCCUCCGCCUCCCCGCCCGACUGCGCCGCCGCGAUCGCCGCCGCCGCGCGCGCCUUCCCCGCCUGGGAGUCCACACCGCUCUCCUCGCGGCGCGACGUCUUCCUGCGUGCGGCGGACCGACUCGCGGCGGGCGCACGGCGCGGCGCGGUCGUCGCCGCCGCCGCCGCCGAAACGGGCGCAACCGCGGAGCUCACGGGCGCGAUGCACGACCUGCAGGCGCACUACCUCCGGGACGUCGCCGCGCUCGGCGCGACGCUCCGCGGGGAGACGUUCCCGUCGUCCGUGCCCGGCGGGCAAGCGUUCGCGCACCGGCGCGCGUUCGGGGUCGUGCUGGCGAUCGCGCCGUGGAACGCGCCGUUCAACCUGACGAUCCGGGCGUUCGCGGUGCCUAUCAUGUGGGCGGAGGAGUGCCCUCGGGUGCAAGCGAUGACCGUCGAGAUCUUCGAGGAGGCAGGCUUGCCCAAGGGCGUGCUGAACUUCUUGCCGGUGUCCAAGGAGGAUUCUCCCGCUCGAGUGGCGGAGAUGAUCGCGCAUCCUCUGGUGCGGAAAGUCAACUUCUGUGGGGGAGCUCGGGUUGGCAGCAUCAUCGCCCAGGAGGCCGCCAAGUAUCUGAAACCGUGCGUAAUGGAGCUGGGAGGCAAGACACCUGCAGUGGUGCUCGCAGAUGCAGACAUCCCGCGAGCUGCGCGCGCGAUCACGUCGUCCGCCUUGAUGAACGCCGGUCAGGUCUGCAUGUCGACGGAACGCGUUAUUGUUCACAAGGACGUCGAAGCAGCAUUGAUACAAGAACUCACCCAGCUUUUCAAGCAAGUCAAGAUCGGUGAUCCCGAAAGGGACCCCUCUGCGGUCUUGUCUGGAUUGUUCACUCAGGCCUCUGCUGAGAGAGUGGUGGAGUUGAUGAAAGACGCCGUAGCGUCUGGCGCGCAAGUGGUGACAGGGGAUCUUACCAGACAAGAGGGCGUUAUUCAGCCGCAUAUACUCAGAGACGUUAAACCCGGGAUGGCUUUGUGGGAGAAGGAAAGCUUUGGGCCCGUCAUUGUGUUCGCCGUCGCCAACACUGAAGCCGUGGAUCUAGCUAAUGCAUCAGAAUAUUCCCUAUCCGCAAGCUUGUGGACACGGGAUGUUUACCUUGCCCACCGCAUUGGUGCGCGAAUCCGUGCGAACUGCGUAAAUAUCAAUGGACCGACGGUGCAUGCAGAAUGGCAACGUUCGAUGGGAGGAUUAGGAGGCAUGAGCGGGUACGGGCACUUCGAUGUGGAGGACUGGACGCAGUCGCGCCUUCUUGUCCUCCAUCCGGAGCAAGAACAUCCGUAUCCUGUCGUGUCUCUGCUCGAAUGA
Epithele typhae is the source of this 1458-nucleotide messenger RNA. RefSeq names its product aldehyde dehydrogenase. The transcript has 9 exons. The coding region runs from base 1 to 1458 and encodes 485 amino acids. The record is from RefSeq and is a predicted model, not a curated record. Gene Ontology annotation, molecular function: oxidoreductase activity, acting on the aldehyde or oxo group of donors, NAD or NADP as acceptor. NCBI's taxonomy places the organism in Eukaryota, Fungi, Basidiomycota, Agaricomycetes, Polyporales, Epitheliaceae.